AUGGCGCCAUCAGAAUACUCAGCCAAGAAGCAACGAAAGCGCAGUGACUAUGGCUACCAUCAAGUCCACCAAACAAGAUGGUUCGACAAUGACAUGUACGCUCACCUGAAUAACGCAGUCUACACCCACCUCUUCGACACAAUUGCAAAUACCUACCUAAUCGAACACUGCGGCAUGGACCCCUUCAGCGUGAACAACCCGACACCGAAAGCAGCACAGCCCCAACCAGGCCAGCCGUCAGCCAUCGCAGCAGGCGCAGACCAAAUUGGUCUAAUCGUUUCCACACAAGCUGAUUUCUUUGCAUCCGUGCGCUUCCCGGAUUUGCUCGAAGUUGGACUGCGUGUGAACAAGCUCAGCAAUUCGAGUGUGACGUGGGAAGUGGGUAUCUUUAAGAAGGGCGAAGAGGGCGUUAAGAUGGUUGGAACCUAUACGCAUGUGUUCGUGCUGAGAGAGACCAUGCGUGUUGGGAAGGGGGGGUAUGGAGGGCCGAGUUCGAGAGGGGUUGGAGAAGCUGCUUGUUCAGGAGGGGGCGAAGUUGUGAGGUGA
Messenger RNA from Penicillium nucicola, 546 nucleotides. Its product is annotated as acyl-CoA thioesterase. Gene Ontology annotation, molecular function: fatty acyl-CoA hydrolase activity. The record is from RefSeq and is a predicted model, not a curated record. Gene Ontology annotation, cellular component: mitochondrion. NCBI's taxonomy places the organism in Eukaryota, Fungi, Ascomycota, Eurotiomycetes, Eurotiales, Aspergillaceae. The coding region runs from base 1 to 546 and encodes 181 amino acids. The transcript is spliced from 2 exons.